AUGCCGACGCGGCAGUUGUACGCGAUGUACACAAAGUCGAUUGAGAGAAUCGACGAGGCACUCCCAGCUUCGAUCCACUUGCGAGCGUCCACUGUUGUCCACACAAAAGAAGAUGUGCUCACAUACCUCCCACAUUCUUUCCAGUCAUUUGACUUGACAGACAAGAACAUCGCACUAACGCAUGCCCUCAAUAACGAGACCUGGAACGCCCAGGUCGCGCUUGGAGCCGCCUCGCACGGUGCUGACCAGAACUACUACUGGUACAGCACGUACACUCUCAACACGUCGUCGAACAGCUCGUCGGAAGCGGAGACUACGAACGCAACAGAAGCUGCCGGCGUCGGUGCCGUCACAACGGCGGUGAACGCGACCAUCGCCGUUUCCAUGCAAAAGUAUCUCGUGUCGUUCGUGCUCACCGGCAACCCCAACUCGGUAUGGUCCGAGGACAAGAUUUACUGGCCAAUGUUUAAUGAGUCGAGCGUGGGAGCGCAGAUCGUGCUCAACGACACAUUCAGUGUAGCGGACGACAGCCUGGCCAAUGCCAAGAGCCUGUUCUGGAACAGGCGUUAUGGUACUGAGGUCAGAGAUCACUUUGAAUCGAAGCCAUGA
This is a messenger RNA of Phytophthora nicotianae INRA-310, 609 nucleotides long. RefSeq lists its product as hypothetical. Lineage: Eukaryota; Oomycota; Peronosporomycetes; Peronosporales; Peronosporaceae. The record is from RefSeq and is a predicted model, not a curated record. Bases 1 to 609 code for a protein of 202 amino acids. The transcript is spliced from 2 exons.